Molecule: messenger RNA, 3270 nt
Organism: Morus notabilis
Lineage: Eukaryota; Viridiplantae; Streptophyta; Magnoliopsida; Rosales; Moraceae
Exons: 3
Coding region: 1-3270 (1089 amino acids)
Source: RefSeq, a predicted model, not a curated record
AUGACGAAGGGUGGAACUCGUGGUGAUUGCGUGGAGGAAUUAGAGAAGAAGUUGGAUGAAUUGACCGAGAAAUUGACGGGUCGUGAACUGCCGAAUUCCUUGCCAAAGGAACCGGGAAAGGAGGCGGUCGCCACUCCUGCUGUAGGAACGGAGGAGGCCACCACGGGAGCAGGACAGAGCGAGCCUUGGGAUCUAACGGCCACCGGUGUUCCUCCUGGCCGACGGCUGCAUUAUACGGUACGAACAGAUGGACUACGACCACAAGGGGCAGCACUUGAAGUAGAGCCACCGCCGACAUGGGCAGGAGGCCGAUAUAACCACGAAAGGAGGUGCGGCCCCGAGCGCUGGGAGGUUGGUGGUGAUCGACGACGGGUCGGGGAGGAAAUUCCGCCGUGGGCUGGAGGCGAGCCUCCCAAUCCGUUUCCUCACCGACGGAGGACUGGAGGGAGUCCACCUCGUGUGGAUUUGCCACCCUUCGACGGCGAGGGGUGGCCGGUCUGGGAGAGACGGGCGGAGCGCUAUUUUCGGGUCCACCUGAUCCGGCCGGAUGUUCGCGUGCAGGUGGUGGCUGAUUUUCUCAGCAGAAGGGCAUGGGAAUACUAUGAGUGGGUCAUGGAGGAAGAACCGGGCAUGGAUUGGGAAGAGCUGAAAUUUUCCUUCGGGCAACGUUUUGGGCCUAGGGAAUUUAGGUCCAUCCAGGAACAGUUGGUGGGCCUGAGACAGAGGGGCUCCGUGGCAGAAUACGGGGAACAGUUUCAGGAGUUGUCGGCCCGUGUUCGUGGAAUGGACCAGGCUACAACCUUGGGAAUUUUUCUGAAUGGGCUAAAUCAGGAUUUGCAAGAUGAUGUCCGGAUGUGGCAACCCAGGAGUGUACAUGAGGCUAUUCAAUUGGGCCUCCAGCUGGAACACAAAUUGAAGGCCCAGGGAAACCGGGGAAGGGGAGGCCACUUAUCACCAUUCCAAGUUCCACUCCAAACGACAAAUCGUUUGGGAACCAAUAGAUGGGGGUCGGGUUGUAUGAGUAACCCGCAUCCCAUUCUCGGAAAUACUCAGAAGCUUGUGGAAGGCGGUGGUACGAGCGCGGCUCAGCUGGAACGACAGCGGUGGAAGGACAACCGAGAGUGUUUCCGAACCAGAAAAAAGACGGCGCCACCAGAGGGCCGCGGCAGUACGGACUCAGAAGAGGAGGAAGGGUUGUUGCUCCUCCAACCGGAUCUGAGGUUGCAGGCGUUGGCCGGGAUUAAUGGAGGAGAGACUCUCAAAUUGUACGGUCGGGUACAGCAGAAACAGGUAACCAUCUUAAUCGAUAGUGGGGCAAAUUCCUCGUUUAUCAGUUGGACUAAGGUUAAGGAACUGGGGUUAACGGUAGUGUCAAUCUCGGAAUACACGAUCAAGGUGGGGGAUGGUUAUUGCGUGACUACAGAUACUGUAUGCCGAGGGGUGUGUUUGGAAGUGUCGGGUUUAACGUUUGAGUUGGAUUUAUAUCCUUUCGAGAUACCGGGAGUAGAUGUGGUUUUGGGGGCUGGAUGGCUUAGGACGUUGGGAACCUUUAGGGCAAAUUUUAGACAUAUGUGGUUAGAAUUCGAGCUGAAGGGAAAGGUCCAUUGGCUGGUUGGAGUGUCGGCCUUAUCCCGAGAGCCUGUCUCGAUUACCGCUGUGGCCAAAAUGGCCAAGAAGGGGGAAGAGUGUUAUUUGGUGCAGUGGCAGAGCACCCUUUCACCUAAUGCCCGGAAGGAGGGAGCAACUACGAUUUAUAUGGAGGAGUUAGAGAAGGAAUAUGAGUCGGUGUUCUCGGGAAAACUGGGGCUGCCACCUUCCAGAACAGGGGAUCAUGCUAUUGUGCUACACUCGGGUGCAAAACCCCCGAAUAUCAGACCCUACCAGUACCCGCAUGCGCAGAAGAAUGAGAUUGAGCGUUUGAUUGCAGACAUGACAUUGGCCGGAAUUAUUAGACCCAGCCAGAGUCCUUAUUCGAGUCCGGUGUUAUUGGUUCGCAAGGACGGAAGUUGGCGUUUUUGUGUGGAUUAUCGGGAACUGAACAAAUUGACCGUGCCGGACAAAUUCCCCAUUCCUAUAAUCGAGGAACUGUUAGAGGAGCUACACGGAGCAUCUUGUUUUUCGAAGCUUGAUCUAAAGAGCGGGUACCACCAAAUACGCAUGAGGCGGGAAGAUGUCGAGAAAACAGCAUUUCGGACGCACGAGGGGUACUACGAAUUCUUGGUUAUGCCCUUUGGGCUUACUAACGCUCCGGCUACCUUCCAAGCAAUGAUGACCGAGUUGUUCAAGCCAUUGCUCAGGAAAUUUGUUUUGGUAUUCUUGGAUGACAUUCUAGUUUACAGCCACAGUUCACAGGAGCAUUUAGGCCACUUACGAACCGUGUUGGGGUUGUUGAAGGAUGGGAGUUUUGUGCUCAAUUUGAAAAAAUGUUUGUUUUUCCAGGAUACCGUGGAAUACUUGGGGCACUACAUAUCCCACGGGGGUGUGACGGCAGACCCAGGAAAGAUACGGGCCAUGGUUGAGUGGCCCGUCCCAACCACAGUGAAAGGGGUGCGAGGCUUCCUGGGUUUGAUGGGAUACUAUCGUCGUUUUGUGAAGAAUUACGGCGCCAUCGCACGGCCCUUGACCGAGUUGUUAAAGAAGGGGGAGUUCACUUGGUCGAAGGAGGCGCAUCGGGCAUUUCAGGAACUUAAACGGCGAAUGACGGAGACCCUAAUCCUUGCAUUACCCGAUUUCAAGGACACCUUUGAGGUGGAUACGGAUGCAUCAGGAGCAGGGAUAGGGGCAGUCCUAUUACAACAAGGGCGACCGGUGGCCUACUACAGCAAGGGGCUGUCGCCUAGGACAAUGGCCAAGUCGGUUUACGAGAGGGAACUUAUGGCCCUGGUUCUAGCCAUCCAGAAAUGGAGAGUGUACCUUCUUGGCAGGAAGUUUGUGGUGCACACCGAUCAAAAGUCUCUUCGUUUCCUUUUGGAACAGCGAAUUAGCAGUCCGGCACAACAAAAGUGGCUGGUGAAGUUGAUGGGGUUUGAGUUUGACAUACACUACCGAGCAGGAAAAGAGAAUAUAGUGGCUGAUGCGUUGUCCCGUCGAGGUGGUUGGGCACAAGGAGGAGAACUCCUAGCUAUCUCAGGGCCCCAAUUUUUAGACAUGGCAUUGGUGGAGCGAGAGAGAGCUGCUGACGCCAAACUUCGCACCCUCAAGGAGCAGUUGAGCCGCGAAGGGGCACAAGAAAGCCACUAUGCUGUGGAGCGUGGGGUGUUGCUGCACUAG